UCUCGUAACGGAACGAUGACGUACUUCCUUUAAGUAUCGGCUACGGGGAAAACAACACCUUAGCGCCCCAGCCUGAAACAAAAAACACCGAAUAUUUCUGCGUCUUUACCAACUGUUACCACCGCCGACGCAUUCUCCGUAACGUUUAACUCCCCGGACACAAGAUGCCCCAGAACGAACACAUUGAGUUGCACCGCAAGCGGCAUGGCUACCGCCUGGACCACCAUGAGAGGAAGAGGAAGAAGGAGAGUCGUGAGGCUCACGAACGGUCUCACAAAGCCAGGAAGAUGAUCGGUUUGAAGGCCAAACUGUACCACAAACAGAGACACGCAGAGAAGAUCCAGAUGAAGAAGACCAUUAAAAUGCACGAACAGAGGAAGACCAAACAGAAGAAUGACGAUAAGACCCCAGAGGGAGCAGUGCCGGCCUACCUGCUGGACAGAGAGGGACAGUCUCGCGCUAAGGUCCUCUCCAACAUGAUCAAACAGAAAAGGAAAGAGAAGGCUGGUAAAUGGGAAGUACCUCUGCCAAAAGUUCGCGCCCAAGGAGAGACAGAAGUUCUUAAAGUUAUCAAAACUGGAAAGAGACAGAAGAAAGCCUGGAAGAGAAUGGUCACAAAAGUUUGCUUUGUUGGCGAUGGCUUCACCCGUAAACCUCCUAAAUAUGAACGCUUCAUCAGACCCAUGGGUUUGCGUUUUAAGAAGGCUCAUGUCACACAUCCGGAGCUGAAAGCCACGUUCUGCCUUCCCAUCCUGGGAGUGAAGAAGAACCCGUCCUCACCCCUCUACACCACCCUGGGAGUCAUCACGAAAGGAACAGUUGUAGAGGUCAACGUCAGCGAGCUGGGCCUCGUCACACAAGGAGGAAAAGUUAUCUGGGGUAAAUACGCCCAGGUGACAAAUAACCCAGAGAACGAUGGCUGCAUUAACGCAGUUCUGCUGGUAUAAGACUCUCGACCAGCCUGAAAACUGUUCCCGAUAACUCUUAAUUUCUAUUAAGAGGGUUAAUUACAUCAAAGAAGCGACGAGCAAAGACCUUCAGUUCGCUGGACUGUCAGGAGGAUCGCUGAUGCUCUGCUUUGCAACUUAAAAAAAAAAGGACACUCAAAGGAAAAACAAAGGGGUGAUUACUACAUUUGAUAUGAAUAAACUUGAUAUGACACCAGA
Messenger RNA from Mugil cephalus (flathead mullet), 1166 nucleotides. It is a transcript of the gene nsa2, whose product is annotated as NSA2 ribosome biogenesis homolog (S. cerevisiae). Gene Ontology annotation, cellular component: preribosome, large subunit precursor; nucleolus. Gene Ontology annotation, biological process: maturation of 5.8S rRNA; maturation of LSU-rRNA. NCBI's taxonomy places the organism in Eukaryota, Metazoa, Chordata, Actinopteri, Mugiliformes, Mugilidae. Bases 165 to 947 code for a protein of 260 amino acids. The record is from RefSeq and is a predicted model, not a curated record. The transcript has 6 exons.